This is a messenger RNA of Cercopithifilaria johnstoni, 975 nucleotides long. The record is from the annotation of a GenBank genome assembly. NCBI's taxonomy places the organism in Eukaryota, Metazoa, Nematoda, Chromadorea, Rhabditida, Onchocercidae.
AUGUCACUGCUGAAUAUCCUGGUACUAGUACCAUUACUACUACUGCUACUAAUGGAUGAACAUCCGUUAGCGCAAAAAGCUAUCCCUGAUGAUAUACGUAAAAGGGUACGUGAAGCGCACACAUUUGAUGAACUGCUAUCCGCGACACAAGUGUUGUAUGCACCGUAUUUACUUGGAAAUAAAGACGAACCAACCUUCAAGGUUCACAAAGAACUACAACAUCCUUCUGCAGUACGAUCUUACACGAACAGCAUGCAGAAGGUUAAGCUAUACACAGCUUCUAAAUUUCAUCCAUCAAACAUUACAAGAAAAUCCGAUUUUCAUCCAGAUAUCGAUGCUAAUGCAAAGAAAAGCUUAGAAAUACUACGCACGAUUCGACAAGGCACAGAUAUAUGUGAGUUGCAAAAGGUUUGUAUUCCUGUAGUACUGGAAAAUCCUGAUCCCGGGUUAUUGACAUUCCCACGAUGCCAUGAAGUAACACAAUGUGUUGGAUCAUGUUGCGAAUUCACCGAACGUUGCCAUCCAACCAGUACUGAAUAUAUUCAACAGCCGAUAGUUGAAAUGCUGUAUUCUGGCAAUAAUCUAUUUAUAAUCAAUCAAACACGAAGUAUAACAAUCGAACAACAUACUGCUUGCAGUUGCCAAGUAUGCACCAAGUUUGGUGCAGCUAUUCAAUGCCCGCGGAAGAAAAUUGUCGGUCCGAACUGUCACUGCGAAUGCAAAAAUAGACAAGAGAAAAAGAAUUGUCAAGAUCCGAACAAAGUGUGGAAUAACGAAACGUGUACCUGCAGCUGUGUCACGAAGAAAUGCAACGGUGGAAGUAUUUUGGAUGCACAUACAUGCUUAUGCUAUCAUCCAGGCAAUAAUCAAAGUUAUGGGGAAAAGGAUGCUUCCGGUAGUUUCCAGUCGGAUACAUUUAGACUUCGAAGGCUUCGUCUAGCUCGAAGAAGGAUGCCCACGAAAAAUAUCCUGUGA